Molecule: messenger RNA, 1719 nt
Organism: Toxorhynchites rutilus septentrionalis
Lineage: Eukaryota; Metazoa; Arthropoda; Insecta; Diptera; Culicidae
Gene: Kaz
Product: E3 ubiquitin-protein transferase MAEA
Exons: 3
Coding region: 298-1482 (394 amino acids)
Biological process (GO): proteasome-mediated ubiquitin-dependent protein catabolic process
Cellular component (GO): nucleus; cytoplasm; GID complex
Molecular function (GO): protein binding; ubiquitin protein ligase activity
Source: RefSeq, a predicted model, not a curated record
GCAAACAUUGAUAGAAGCACCAGCAGCAGCAGCAGCAACAGUAGUGAAGCCUUCAAGGCGAGGAAGGAAAGAAAAAUCUGUCGAGACAUAAUUUAGACAAAUCGUAGUUGACUGCUGGUUUCAGUUGAUAUAAUUCAUUUUCCUCGUUUGAUGUUAUUCACACAAUCAAUUGGGUGAUCGCUUUUUUGCACGCAUUCUAGCGAAAUCAGACUGUCAAAUUGGUUUAAAAAGAGCAGCUGGUUUGAAGGAUUUCGUUUCGAUUUUUUGUGAGGCACGGAUUUUUCCUUUUAUUUUGAAAUGGCUGAAAUAAAGGCUAUGGAACACCCGACGUUAAAGGUGCCGUACGAAAUUCUCAACAAAAAGUUCCGUAUUGCGCAGAAGACGCUGGACCGAGAACUCAGCCAAAUUCAGAAUGCAGCCUCGGAGCUGGAGAAAGGUUUAUCCGAGGGAUCGGCCGGAUCGGAGAUCUCGCGGCUCCUGGGCGGUGUCGUGGAACGUCUGCAAGUAUUGAAACGCAAAGCCGAAGAAAGUAUUUCGGAGGAACUUUCCGCGGGGCUCGUUUGCAAGCGGCGGUUGGAACAUCUCAAGCAGAACGCUAACCCUCCAACGGACCCAGCGACGCUGGAACUGCAGGCCGCGACCACGAACCAGUGGAAGAAAAUUCGCAUCGAUCGUAUGAUUGUUGAACAUUUUCUCCGUUUGGGCUACUAUGACACCGCGGAAAGGUUAGCCAUUCGCAGCGGUAUUCGAGAUCUAACUAAUUUGGACAUAUUUCAAGUUACCCGCGAGGUCGAGCGUGACUUAGCCGAUCGAAGCACUGCAAAGUGCAUAGUUUGGUGUAACGAUAACAAAUCGAAACUGAAAAAGAUCAAUUCUAACAUCGAGUUUCAGCUUCGUGUACAGGAAUUUGUCGAAUUAAUCCGGGAGGACAAGCGUUUGAUGGCUGUGAAGCACGCACAGAAAUAUUUCCCCUCCUUCGAACACGAACAGUUGAAGGAAAUUCGCCAAUGUAUGGCGCUACUAGCGUUCCCUGUUAACACUGAGAUAGAACCAUACAAAACCCUAUUCGACCCGCAACGCUGGAAUGAUUUGGUGCUGCAUUUUCGCUUGGAGAACUACCGGUUAUUCCAACUGCCAUCGCAAUCGGUACUGAGUGUAACAGUUCAAGCGGGCAUUUCGGCCCUUAAGACUCCACAGUGUUAUUCGACCACAUCGAAGAACUCGAAAUGUCCCGUCUGCCAGAAAAACGUCAACGAGAUUGCAGAGAACCUGCCAUUCUCACAUUGUGCUCAGAGCAGAUUAAUUUGCAGAAUUUCUGGUAAGCCACUGAAUGAGCACAAUCUACCAAUGAUGCUUCCUAAUGGACAAAUAUUCGGACAGCAAGCAAUAGAGCAGAUGCGGCGCGAGAAUGACAUUCUUGUGUGUCCAAAAACGAACGAAACCUUCCAUUCACCAAAGAUCGAGAAAGUUUUCGUCAUGUAGUAGAGUUGUUAUUCCACUCUACGUCCUAUAGCGAUAUUAAUAUCUGUAUAUGAAACAAAAUCUAAAUCAGUUCUUGUUUAUCGCGGUCGGUUUGUCUUUCAUUUUUACUUAUAUUUUUUAUUAUUAAGGAAUCCAUAAGGAGGGAAAACACUCCUGAAAAUAAUUUUACUCUGAAUUCUAACCAUUUUGAUUGAAGUGAUAAACGAAGUAAUAAACGCGAGAACAUUUUGAAUUUUA